Talaromyces marneffei is the source of this 1242-nucleotide messenger RNA. RefSeq lists its product as uncharacterized. The transcript has 2 exons. The record is from RefSeq and is a predicted model, not a curated record. The coding region runs from base 1 to 1242 and encodes 413 amino acids. NCBI's taxonomy places the organism in Eukaryota, Fungi, Ascomycota, Eurotiomycetes, Eurotiales, Trichocomaceae.
AUGGGUGACCCCCUUUCGGUCUCUGCCAGUCUCGUGGCAUUAACUGGAUUUGCAUUCCAGGCGAGCAAAUCACUUUAUCAAGCCGUCGACAGCUUCAAAUCUUCUAAAAGAGCAGUUCGUGAGCUUCGAGAAGAGGUCGAAUCCUUGAAUGCAGUCCUGGAAAACUUGUCGCAGAUGGCAGUCGAAUAUGAUGCUCAAUUAACCUCGUUGAAACUUCCGCUGGUACAAUGUGCUAAGACAUGUGAAGAAUUUGAACGUGUUAUCAGCAAAUGCGUGGGACAUUCAGAUGGCCAGAGGACAAGCUUUCGUGAUUGGGCACAGUUGCAAUAUAGAGGAGGUGGUAUGGAGAACUUGAAAACCACCCUGGCUGGCUAUAAAUCGACAAUCAGCAUCGCCAUUGGCGGUGCUACGUUUCGCCAAGUCGUGGUCACUGCGAAUGUUCUUGAUGAUUAUCAAAAGAUGAUCGAGGAAGCCACGUCCGACCUUCAAGAGCAUUUACAGCUAAUCGACAAGAGAAUGCAAUCGCUUAUGCAGAAUAGCGCCUCUAUCCAAGCCAACCGACCUCCAGAGGUUGAAGAAAUUGUGGAAGAGAAAAGGAGCAUAAGACAGUGCCUAGCAAUCUGCACACAGGUUUCUCAAUUAAUAGAGGCAUAUCAGACUCGCCGGAUAAUCUAUCAAACGCCUGGUGGAGUCGGAUCACAAAAACAGUCUGCUACCUUCGGGGCAGAAACAGCGACAAAUGAUUUGCUCAUGGGAUUUAGAACCAGGCUGUCUUCAAAUACCAAAAACCUCCAAGAUCGGCUCCAGGAGCUCGAGAAUCGUCUUGGAAAACUAUCUGAAAACGGUGAUGAUCAACAACACUUGAACCUUCUCCAAGCUAUGAAAGAGGAAAGAGACAGCAUCUCACACUGUCUUGAAAUCUGUACCGAGGCUUCUGAUCUUACGGCAACAGUCCGUACGAAUGUCUAUGAGGAGGUGAAAUCAGCCGAUAACUCUCAUCAGUUGGUCGUGUCAACGAUAGGCGAUCUUAUAUCUGCAAAACAUAUCACGACUGGGUCCAACUCAGUCCAGUGGCUGGGGCAGAUGUCCGAUGAAACUAUACAAAAGCUUUCCAGCGAUAACAAACGCGCUUUUUUCGAGAAUCAAACGAACAAAACGCAAGAACAGAAGGAUGUAUUUCAUGACCUUUAUGGAGAAGGACGCCAGCUGAAAGGUGAUGUGGGACCGACGGGUGGAAAGUAA